Molecule: messenger RNA, 9464 nt
Organism: Ylistrum balloti
Lineage: Eukaryota; Metazoa; Mollusca; Bivalvia; Pectinida; Pectinidae
Product: dedicator of cytokinesis protein 1-like
Exons: 53
Coding region: 34-5631 (1865 amino acids)
Biological process (GO): cell migration; small GTPase-mediated signal transduction
Cellular component (GO): plasma membrane; cytoplasm
Molecular function (GO): guanyl-nucleotide exchange factor activity; small GTPase binding
Source: RefSeq, a predicted model, not a curated record
UUUACGGAUAUAUGGCUUAAACAUUGUGUAAACAUGAUGCAGUGGCACAAAGCCGAUAGGAGCCGUAGAUAUGGUGUCGCGGUCUACAACUUCCACUUAGAUCGGCCGCCCUGCCUGAAACUGAGUGUCGGUGAAUCUGUACACAUCUUAGAAGAAACUGAAGGAUGGUACUGGGGUUACACCACACGGAACAAAAACCAGAGAGGGGUCUUCCCAAAAACUUAUGUACAUAUAAAGGAAGCAGCUGUAUUUACUACUGGCUCACUAGAAACUAUUGCACCCAAGGAGCUACCAUUGUCUCAGGAGAUCAACUCUGUAUUAAGAGAAUGGCACGGCAUGUGGAAACAAUACUUCGUAGAAAGAAAUCAAGAUUUUGGGACGAUCAUGGACAUGAUGCAAGAGCUGAUUCACUGGCGGAGAAAAAUUAUGUCAAGGAAACUGACAGCGGAGGAACUACGAGAUUUACAGCAGAGGAUAUCGUCUAGAAUUGAUAUUGGAAAUGACAUGCUUGACCUUGACCUGGUUGUCCGAGAUGAGCAGGGAAAUGUCCUUGAUCCUGAGUCAACAAGUGCUAUUAACCUCUUCAAACAGCAUGAACUAGCUGCAGAUCGAAUCAAAGCAGAAAAGGUGAAUGCUGGAAAGGAGGAUGGAGUCAAUCUCACAUGGCCACACACUUUUAAUCUUUUUGUCAAGCUUAGAAAUUUUGUUUGUCGGAUCGGUGAAGAUGCAGAUAUUCUGAUGAGCCUUUACGAUGCCAAAUUUGGAAAAUUUAUAAGUGAAAAUUAUGUUGUGAAAUGGGCCAAAGGAGGUGGGGUACCAAAGAACUUAGAAAUGCUGAACAAUUAUAAAGUGGUGUUCACGGACUUAGGUGCUAAAGAUCGACAACGAGAAAAAGUGCAUUUAGUUUUUCAAAUUGUGAGAAUAGGGGUCAUGGACACUAAAGAUGUAGACGACAAGAAACAGACAAAAGGGCUAAAGCGACCAUUUGGAGUAGCAGCCCUUGAUAUCACAGAAAUCAUGAACGGCAAACAAGAGUGUUCCGAGGAGACACAACAUUUUAUACCAUUUCAACAAUGUGGGGAAAAGGAAGCGAUGGAAAGCUUGAUCCGGAAGGUAGUCACUGCCAAGGAAAUCAACCACAAAGGCCAGGGAGUAUGGGUGUCCAUGAAAAUCCUUUCUGGUGACCCCAAACAAGUGCGAGAAGACUUCCCUCACCUUGUGGGCCAGAAUACACCAGUGUCUCGUAAAAUGGGGUUUCCAGAAGUCAUCAUGCCAGGUGAUGUACGAAAUGAUAUAUAUAUCACAAUCAAGCAGGGAGAAUUUACUCGUGGACCAACAAAAACAGCUGAUAAAAAUGUGGAGGUUACUAUGGUGGUCUGUAACAAAAACCUGGAAAAAUUGAAGGGUGUGAUUAGUCACGGCUGUGGAGGAGAGCUGAUGACUGAGUACAAAUCAAUGGUGUACUACCAUGAGGACAAACCUAAGUGGUAUGAAACAAUUAAGGUGGCCAUAUCCACAGAAGAGGAGUUUAGAGGAUUACAUCUCAAGUUUUUGUUUAAACACAGAUCAACAAGUGAAAGCAAAGACAGAUCAGAGCGACCAUUUGCCAUGUCAUUUGUGAAACUGAUGAAUAAGAACAGCACGACACUGGCUGAUACUGAUCAUAACCUACUAGUGUAUAAGAUUGAGAGAAAGCAUGAUAACAGUGACCCGUAUCUUGACCUGCCAUCCACACGAGAUGUGCUUGAUUCUCAGGAUAUUCACAAGGGAAGCAGAAUACCACUGUUCUCCGGACCCUUCACACUCAACCAGAGGGACAGUUUCAUGAUCAAUACAUUUGUUUGCUCCACUAAGUUAACACAUAAUGUUGACCUCCUGGGAUUGUUAAAAUGGCAGGACAUGUUGAAUGACACAACUGUAUUGAGAAAUCACCUAGACAAGCUAAUGCAUGUAGAUGGAGAAGAGAUUGUCAAGUUUCUACAAGAUCUUCUGGAUUCUUUGUUUAAUAUUCUGAUUGAGACAAACAUUUCCGAGAUGUAUGAUAACUUAGUGUUUGAGGCAUUGGUACACAUUAUUGGCCUGAUAUCAGACAGGAAGUACCAUCAGUUCCGGCCUGUCCUGGAUGCCUAUGUGACCACUUCCUUCAGUUUCGCCAUGGCCUAUGAGAAGUUGAUGUUGAUCCUUCGAGACUACGUAGACCGAGCUAUGGAGGUGAAUCAGAAGGUCUUGAUACGAGCCAUGAAGUCACUGGAAUACCUCUUCAAGUUUAUUGUGCAAUCUAGGAAUCACUUUUCUCUAUUAAAUGAAGGGAGAGGUAAACAGUUAUUUGAGCUGCAAAUGAAGCAGCUUAUCCAGGCGAUCAGUGGGAUGAUGUUGUACACAAGCGAUAACACUCUACUGGCUCAGGGAUCUGCUCUGAAAUACCUCUGUUCUGCUAUACCUGACAUCAUGCAUGUGUUUGACCCUCUUGAACUCAGUGAAUUGAUGGUAGAAUUUAUCAACAAUGUGCCAAAGGACCGACUACGAAAACAGAAGUUGAAGUGUAUAGAUGAUCUAGUACAUAGUGUGUUGUUCAAAUCCCCAGAUUGUCGUGCUAUCUUGCUGCCUAUGAUCCUGAAUCACACUGGCUCAUUACUUGAGAACCAGGAGGAACUAGAGGAUUGUGUAGAUGUGCUCAGUGAUGUGAUGAAUCAGAUGCAUGAUAAGACUACAGUUCCUCACACCAAUGAUAUUGAUUUGAUCAUGAAGAUGAACCUGAGGAUUGUGAUCCGCUCAGCUGUGUGUAUGGACAAGACGUCAAAAGAAGCGAGUCGGUGUGUGGCUGUGCUAUUGUCCAUACUGAGAAAGAUGACGGAGAACCACUACCUGAACUACAUCCGUGAGUUUUCUUUCCUCACCGACCUCCAGGACUUUCUGAUGGAGAUCCUUACAUUAUUCCAAGUCCUUAUCAAAGAAAACGUAUUUGCAUCUGACUGGCUGGCAAUGAACAUGCUGCAGAACAGCAUCAUUAUCCGAGCCUUGAGGUUCUUCGCCCAGACAAUCUGUGAGAAAUUUACUACAUCAUUCGAGGAACAGCUGUGGAGCUGUUUCUUCCAUUGUGCAAUAGCCUUCCUUACGCAGCGUCCGCUACAGCUAGAGCAGUUCUCAGUGUCCAAACGUAACAAAAUUGUGUCAAGGUACAGUGACAUGCGGCGUGAAAUGGGAUUUGAAAUACGCCAGAUGUGGUCAAGAUUAGGUGUUAACAAGAAGUACUUCAUACCUACUUUAGUGGAGCCUAUCCUUGAAAUGACAUUGGUGCCAGAACUAGAACUAAGGAAAGCCACUAUUCCUAUCUUCUUUGACAUGAUGCAGUGUGAGUUUACACAAGUUGAUCCAGUCACAAGAAAAAUCAAAGGAAACUUUGACCAGACAGAAAACGAGCUCAUCAUGAAACUAGAUGCCCUGGUGGAGGGAGGCUAUGGUGAUGAGGAGUACAUGGAUCUCAUGUAUGAUAUAUUACAUCGAAUGUGCAAUGGUAAUGAUGCAAUGCGUAGUCAAGGUCUGGCCUUUGUGGAUAUGAUAAAGCGACUACUGCAGCGCCUUCUGGAGUAUCGUAAGAUCAUUCAGUAUGAGAGUAAGGAACACAGAAUGAACUGUAUAGUGAACUUGCUCAACUUCUACCAUGACAUUGAUCGUCAGGAGAUGUACAUCCGUUACCUGUACAAGCUAUGUGAUCUUCACAUCGAGUGUGACAACUAUACUGAGGCAGCUAACACACUCCAGUUACAUGUCAACCUUCUCCAGUGGUCAGACGAUAACCUACCUCUGAUGCUCCAGAGUAACUGGUACCCAAACACCCACACCCACCGUGGACUCAAAGAGAAGCUGUACUAUGACAUCAUUUCCUUCUUUGACAAAGGAAAGAUGUGGGAGAAGGGUAUCCUACUAUGUAAAGAACUGGUUCACCUGUAUGAGAAUGAGCUGUUUGACUAUGAAAGGCUCAGUGUGAUACUGCGCAGACAGGCAGACCUAUACAGCUGUAUUAUAAAGGAGCUAAGAGCAGACCCUGAGUACUUCAGAGUGGGCUACUUUGGUCGAGGAUUUCCAGCAUUUGUACAAAACAAAGUGUUCAUCUACCGCGGCAAAGAGUAUGAGAGACUUACUGACUUUAAUGCCAGGAUGCUUAGCAUGUUUCCAAAUGCAGAGGUACUGAAGUCCCUGUCGCCACCAUCACAGGACAUGAUGGAGUCUAACAAACAGUAUUUACAGAUCAAUGCUGUUACCCCUGUCCUGGAGUUGCAGGACAGAUUUGUCAACAAACCAGUCAGCGAACGCAUUCUAAAGUAUUACAAUGUCAAUGAAGUCAAUAAAUUCACAUAUUCACGGCGGAUGGAUGAGAGUAACAGUGAUAUCACCAAAAUGUGGCUGGAACGGACAACAAUGGUUUCCUCUUACUCACUACCGGGGAUAUUAUGUUGGUUUCCCGUCAUCUCAACCACCACAUACCAGGUGAGUCCCUUGGAGAAUGCCAUAGAGACACUGGAUGCUACCAAUAAAAAGAUAAACCUCCUCAUAGAGCAGCACACAGCAGACUCCGGUCAAAGUGUGUCCAGUCUUGGUAUGGUACUCAAUGGUGUAGUGGAUGCCUCGGUCAAUGGAGGAAUCACCAACUAUAAGAUCUUCUACUCAGAGGACUAUGGCGAUUCAGAAAAGGACAUGAAUCUGGUUAUCAAACUUAAAGAUUUAACACGUAACCAGAUGAUCCUUCUGCGAGAGGCCUUAAACAUCCACAAGAAAAAAGUAACAGAUGACUUAAAACCUUUCCAUCAUCACAUGGAGCAGAGGUUUGAGGAGAUGUGUAAUCUGAUCAAACAGGAGUACAGUCUCAAGCCCCCUGACAGUGCCUACAUGAACACACUGAAGAGAUACAAGUCCAUGUCUGCAGUCAGUCUGAGUCGGUUAAGUGAGGCCUUUACAGUUCCCUCAGAGAGUAACUAUCCCACUCCCAAGACAACUCAGGUGGCCACACGAUCUCCAUCAGUCUGGGUGAAGGGUGACCGGUCAACAGGCUCUCCAUCACCAAGCAAAGGCUUACAAAAAGUCAGCAACUUGGGUAUAUUUAAGCGAACGUCUGUAGCAGCCUCCUCUGAUCACAGUAGUGAGGGCAGUAACAGCAAUAGGAACUCGCUUGAAGCUGCCUCCGUCAUUGAGUUGAAUGAGCAGAUAACACCAAAGCGACCUCUACGCCCAGAAAACUCAGAGAGGAGACAGAGUCAUACCUACUCCAAUCAAUUCAAAACGGAAUCGUUUACAACACUGAAUAUUAGCACCAGCAGUUUGGCCUCCAAUAACACAGACACCAACAGCAGCAGUGACCAGGAAUUGGCCGAUGUUUCAGCAGAGCCACCUCAGUUACCAGAGAAACACAGCACAUGUUCCGAUUACUCCAACCUCACCAAUGACAUUCCAGACUUCCCCGUCCCUCGCAACUCCACCGCAAGUGCAACAGGAAAUCGAAAAUCCAAGAACGAUACCAAUCACUUCUAUGAGAGUCCUCUGCCCUCUCUACCUAAGGACAAGGACAUGGCACCCCCGCCUGUGCCCAAAAAACACACCACGCCAAAGAUUAACAACAACCUCUCUGUCGACUGAUGCUUACUCCCUUUGAAUGAACUCUUCUCACAUUCUGUAUGAAUUCUUCAUUCUACUUGCUGUGUGCUCAGCAUGUACAGUGGAGAUAAUUGUUGAGAACCUGCUGUUUUCCAGAAAGAAUUUCUCGGACUCUGCAUGAAGACUAGCUCUGAAUCUGUGAUAGCUGAAACUGUUCCAAUCCUAAAGAAACUACUUGGGUCUUUUGUGUCUUGCUUGGAUCUCAGCAGUGACCAAUUCCUUUUCCUGUAGGGUUUGAUAAACCUUACUAAUGUAUGAUUAUGAAGAUUUUUUUCUGUUUUUUGUUUUUUUUUAUUAUUUGUGCCUGUAUAAAAACUGUUUUGGACUUUGCAGUGAAGUUAAGCAGUUAACGGUUACAAGCUCAGACUUUGAGAAUUGAUGUAAAUUUGAAAUUUAACAAUGGUGUAUGUUUGAAGUGGUCACAUAAAACUGUUUAGUAUAAUAUGUCAACAUACAGUGUUGUCUAAGCACCUAGAUAGUUUAAAGGAAUUUUGCAGACACAGAUGCCUCAAUAACUUAUUUAAAGUUUGAUUUUAAAGUUUGUAUUAAUGUGUUUUUGAAACUCUUUAUAUAAAACACUUUUUGAUACUUAGCAUCAGUGUGUUUUAGAUCUGAACAUCAGUCAUUGUUGUACCACUCCAUGUAUAGUUAGUUAUGGCAGUCAGGAGUCUCUGUCUUCAGUCAUACCUAUCUUUUAUUAAUAAAUAAAAUGCUUAGAAUGUUGAUUUUUGUGUGUACCUGUACCGUGUCAUAUCUUUUGUGUAUUUCUGUGUCCUAGUAUAUAACUAUCUUACAUUCCCUGUGUAUAUUGAAUUUGUUAUAUAGAUAUAUCUUGAUAGGUUUAUAACAUUGUAUCAACAUUUUAACGUUUUUUAAUGCUAUAUGUAGGUAUAAUUCUGUCAACUUUGAUCAGAAAUGUUUGAUUUAAUGAUUUGAGCUUUGUAAUUUGCCACAGAGAGAAAUUCUAGAGAGAUUUAGAGGUAAGUGUUAACAGUGUAUUGUGAUAACCAUUGUAACAUGUUAUGUGCAGUAAGAAAUUAUUCCUUGCUGAUACACCAGUUAACUUUGAUACUCUCAGUAAUCAUUUCAGCUAUCAAGUUCUUGUAGUGUGAAACUCUGGUAGAUUGGAAUGGCUUUUGUGUUACUUAUUGAUUCUGGUGUUGAUGUCAUUAGUUAUUGAUUGUUAUUGAUAAUUAGUGUUUUAGUUAAGUCAACAUUGAGUACUUUCAGCUGUAACUAUCAAGAAUAAUUCAUAACCAUAUAUUAUAUCAUAACUACCUUCCAAUUUCAUAGAAUUUGUGUCAAAAUGUCUUAAUAAAAGUAGACAAUUGUUUAAUCAUAAUUUUUUUUUUUCGGUCUUGUUCUUCAUGCCAUGAUUAUGUUGAAUAAGUUAAUGUGACAGAGCGUCAUAUGUACAGAAAAUAUACUUAUAUACGGUAAAUUUCCAUACACAAUAUAAAUGUGUCAUAUGUACAGAAAAUAUACUAAUAUACGGUAAAUUUCCAUACACAAUAUAAAUGUGUCAUAUGUACAGAAAAUAUACUAAUAUACGGUAAAUUUCCAUACACAAUAUAAAUGUUGCAUAUUUAUGAACUGAUGUGUAUUUCUUGUAUAAAACUUAUUAGCAAUGUGUAGUGAAUGCUCACAACAUUAACAUCUUUGUGCUUUGAAGUGUUGAUAAAAUGAUCAAAUCUACUAUAUAAUUGAAUGUUUUACCAACCUUAAUGGAUAGAUUCAGAGAAUUCCUUAUUCUUUAAAAAAUAAACCGUCAAAGAAUGUUUUAUCAAUGUACAUACUGAAUUUUUUGCUAAAUAUGUCAGAGAGUAUUUGAAAUUGUUGGUAAAGUUUUACUGUUUAUUUAUAAAUAUCUAACACUGAAAUAAGAUCUAAUACUGUGCAGUCAUCUUGAAAGUGGAAAACCUAGCAACCAAAAAGAAUUUCAUUGUAAACUUUCCAGACUAGGAAUCCAAACCCAAAAUAUAUGUUUGGAGGACACUCCUUAUUAGGGAUUAUAUUUCUGUGUAGCGCUGGUUGCUAGGGACAAGAUUUUUGUGGUAUGACUUUUGCUAGGGACAAGAUUACAGCGAGUUACUUUCUGUGAGGUAAAAGGUUUCUCUGUGGCACUUACUGCUAAGAACUAGAUUUCUAUGUGGUAUUAUCAUUGGGCCAUAUGUGUCUAUAUGGCACUUAUUGCUGGCAACUAGACUUCUGUGUCAUAUUGUUGUAUAGCCAGAUAUUUCUGUAUAGCAAUUGUUGCUGGGGCUUGAUAUCCAAAUUGUAUUGUCACUUGGCCCAUUGUUUCUAUAUGGCACUUGUUGCUAGGGACUUGAUCUUUGUGUAACUGUUGCUAGGGACAAUGUGAUAAUACAUUUAAGUGAUAAGGUUUCUGUGACACUUGUUACUAGAGAAAAGAUUUCUGUGUGGUGAUUGUUACAAAGGACUAUAUUUUUGUGUGGUACUUGUCGCUAGGUACUAUAUUUCUGUGUGGUACUUGUUGCUAGGGACUAUAUUUUUGUGUGGUACUUGUCGCUAGGGACUAUAUUUCUGAUAGUACUUGUUGCUAGUGACUAGAUUUCUUUUUGAUACUUGUUGCUAGGGACUCAAUUUGUUGCUACCUUGUUUUCUUUUAGUUUCUGUUUAAACAAAUUAGAGAGCAGUCAAAAUGGAUAAAUGUGUUUCAUGUCCUCUAGUCAGACUAUAAAGUGCGUUAUGAACAAUAUGAACAAUAUAUUUAAGACAUUGUGUAAAUAUUCACAGAUCAUAGACAGCAGUUUUAGAUCAUCUGGCAAUGUGUGUUUAACAAGAAAAUUAUGUAAAUAAUAAUGACAUUGAUUAAAACUACAGCUGUAGAGAGUGUAUAAUGUCCUCAUUUAGUAUGACAGCAUUUCUGUGUGGCCUUUAUAAUGUCAGGCUUUCUGUCAUGGAGAUAUAAUGAUCAAUCUUUUUUAAUUAAAAUCUCAAAUAUGGUAUUUACGGUAUUGUAGCUGGUUUUACUAUGGCAUCAAAGUAGGAUUAUAGUUCCUGGUGAAGCCUACAAGAAUAACAACACCCUAACUGUUCUGUCCGGGUGACAUGUCAGGCCAAUAGAGGACUGGUGUGCCAGAUCUGACAGAUGCAUUAACUAGUCAAUUUCUUAACCAUUUGUUAGAGUCCCUCUUGUAGAAAAGCUUAAUCGCUAAUUUUUGUGUGAUUCUCCAAAGUGCUUUAGUCAGAGGUCAAAUGACUGGAGCAGUUUCAUUAAGAACAUGUUCUGAAAUUGAUCAAUUGUUUUUUUGUAAAAUUGUGCCAAUAUUACGACAGGUAAAAUUUCAUGUCAGCAGUGAAGAAGUGUAUUGAUUGUCAAUGGGUACUCCCUAGCACAAUUUUGUAGUGAAAAUAGCUUUGAUUUUUAAUGAUAAAAACUAGAUUUUAUCGCCAGCGUUUCAUGAAAUAUUGUGAUAGUAAUGACAUGUUUGAUGUACAUUAUGCCUGUUCGCAGUGUCGGUAUCUCUUCAGGUGCUUGUUUUAUAAUCAACUCUACAAGAUUUUUCAUUGAUAUCUCUGUCGUUAUGUACAUCAUUUCACUUUUGUAGAAUCUGUUGAAGCCAUCUGUGUGAAUUUGCUAUGUAUAUAUAUACAAUUUAUCUGCCAGCAGAUGUUUAUUUUUCACACAUUUUAUAUAAUUUUGCUAGCAUUCAGCUAGCUGAUAUAAUGAUCAUGCAAAUUUUGCCUAGUGGCAUUUUUUAUUUUUGUAUAUAUAUGUGGAGCUGCCAGCCAGCUGUAUUAUGGUGAGAGCUUGGCAGCAUAUAUAACAGUAAACAUCUACAGCGUACAAA